Messenger RNA from Caenorhabditis bovis, 3123 nucleotides. NCBI's taxonomy places the organism in Eukaryota, Metazoa, Nematoda, Chromadorea, Rhabditida, Rhabditidae. The record is from the annotation of a GenBank genome assembly.
AUGCGAAUCGACAAAACAUCGAAGAAGAUCGUCGCACAAGUGUACCCAACAACACCAAGUAUCAAACGUAAUUCUGGUCUUGAAACUGCCAAUUUGCCGGAUAAUCCCUGCGAUUUUGGCGCCUUCUCAGCAAUGUCGCAACUGUAUCUUCUUGGUCUUGAUGAUUCUCGAGGAAAACCCCUUAUUAGCGUUUGUGCGGGAGCAGCACACACUCUUGCUUCCACAGCGUUGCUCUGCCGCCAGCAGUCAUUAGAUGAGCCUGCCACAAGAGCGCUGGAAAAAGUUGCAUCUGGGCCGCUUCUAAGAGGCAUUUCGCUACAACGACAAAACAGUACAGAUCCGUCAGAAAAACGAAGAAAUGAAGAAAGCAGUAGCAACAUAAAGUUGCAGAAGAAAGCAAUAAAGACGAAUAUGAUUAGUAUGUUCGGUGCCCUUCUUGCUACGGAACAGAACGAUACAGAAGCUUUAAAAGUUGUUUUAAAUAAAAAUCAAAUUGACGUAAACUGUCCUAUCACUACGGGAAAUUAUGACAAAUAUGCGACCAAUUGGCACCUUCUGGACGUCGCUGUCAAUCUUAAUUAUCCCAAGACCGUUGCUCUUUUGCAGAAAAACAAUGCAACUGAAAAUCUGCACAUGAACACCUUGGAAAAACGAAAGAAGGCUGUCAGUGAAGCGCUUCAAUACACUGACCAGGAAUUACACGAACUCAAGAAAAAUACCCACACAAAAGAAAAUGAUAAACAUAUUCAAGUUUUGCUAGCUCACCAGGAGAUUCUACUAAGAAUGAAAACCAAUUUGGAUACUGUUGUCAAACCCAAUCCACCUCUUUUUGCAAAAGCAGAGACAAUUUCGAAAUCCCGAGUCAAGAUUUAUAUAUCGCACUCGGAAGAGCCAGAAGACAUCGUUCUCAAAUUCAAAGUCGAAUGGUCCGUAUAUGAGAAUUUCGAUAAGAUAUUCGGGGAAUAUAUAGAGCCAAAGACUUCUACAGACGUAAUCACUGUGAACGGCUUGGAAUCUGGAAUGUCAUUAUACUUUCAAGUCAUAGCAAUUGGAAUCAAUGCGGAAUCAGAUCCGUUAAUUUGCUCACCAGGAAAACUCGAAAUUUCUAGUUGGGAGGAUGGCGAAUCGAAACGAGACAGCUGGGACAAUCGCAUCGAAGAUAUUGAAAAACUGACUGAUGAUGUUGAGAAGCAUCGCCAAAGUUUGGUCUGGCAAAGAGUUUUUCCUUCGGUCGAGAAUGUUGCGAAAAGAAAGAAAAAUGGAUUGAAAGACUUGUUCACAGCAAGCUCAAAAUUUUCAAAGCAUGCUACACGAGGAGUAUUUUUGGCAAGCUUGGUGUAUACUGAGGGCAAAGUUUUGUGUACUGUGGAUGAUUGCCUUCCAAUAAUUCUUAUUGAUGAGAAUGUGACGACUGUGUCAAAAGAUGACCACCACUGGCUCAUGAAAAUGUCAAUGUGUUGGGAACAAGUAAAUGGCUUAAUGGACACUAAUCCAAAUGCUUAUUCCAACAAUAUUUCUUUGAGUUUUCGCACAAAAUUAAUCAAUGCUGCUAUUGCCAUGCAACAUGCGUUGGGAAUUCGCAAAAUUGGUCAUGUUCAUUUCUUACCAAUUACGCACGAAAAUUGUAUUUUUUUACUAACGGUCCGCUUUAUCGAAUCCAUGUCUCAAGUUCAAUGCUUAACGCUUCGUUGGCUUUCAUUUGACAAAUUGCUUCGCAAAAGAAUGCCAACACCAGCAAUUGAUGCGCUUACGCGAGAGACCGUCAAUAUAUUGAACUUCUUCGAAAGUAGUCAAAUCCCACUCAAAAGAGGACUUUAUCUCUGUUAUUUGAAACUUCAUUCAUCUAUUAACUCAAUUCGAGUGGUGGUUCCGGACAAUUUGCCAUCCAUGCUCCCGUUUGUCCAUGUUAGAGACAAUCCACAUGUAACGAAAGAGGAGUGGCAAUGGAUAAAAUCAACUGAUUUAAACGAAGACUUUAUGGCAACGCAGUCACAAGUAUCUCUGCAUUCAAUGUUAUCUACAGCCAUCUCAACACUACUUCAUGAUCUGGACAUCGACAAUGAUCUUGUUCCGGGGCAUCGAUUAUACCACGCAGAAAUUAUUCAACCAGAUGAGAAUGUGUCUAUUGUAUUGAUUCUUCCUCGUUCUGAUGACGUAUGCACCGCACCUUCUGGCUCGACAAAACAUACAGACCACUCAGAACAACGACGCGGGUGUAGUAGCAUUCCCAUUCCCGUUUUCGAAAUGAUUCAUCUUUGCACUUAUCAAUCACAAUUUUUGACGCUUUAUUGCCGACUCUCAAUAUUCCUUGAGCAUUUCAUAAUGAUUUCGCAAUUUGAACAACGAAAAUGUCUUCUUGAGCAUGACUUGAAAGUCUAUCGCCAUCAGGUAGAAGUUCUAAAUGAUUUCCAAAAACGACUCGAUGAAAUAUGGCAACGUGCACGGUGGAUUAGCAGAGUCGCAUCAGAAGCACGUGAUAAACACAUCAUAGUUUCGAAAAAUGCAGUUCCAUUAGGAAGACUCAUGGCUCCAUUAUUCAAUACAUUUGAUGAUGAAGAUUACUCAAAGUUUGGAAUUGAAAAUGAAGUUAAUAAUCUUGCCUUAAACCGUUGGCACAUUAAUCGACCACGUUCUCUACUCAGCUCACCACAAGAAAGCUAUCGAGAUAUUGACAAUAUGUAUCGUCGGCGGAAAAUUUCAGUUGAUGGGACUUGUAUUCCAUGUUCAAGCAAUUCUGAUCGAAGCUUGAUUCCGGAUAGGCCAUCAAUUCGUGAAGAUCAGAAAACAAGAGGAAUUAUUCACGUAACCGUGGCAUAUGAUUGCAAACUUUCAAAAAACACAAAAAUUGCCCUUUCCAUUUCAGGAAACACUACAGCGAAAGAAGUGGUCAGCUUAGUCCUUGAGCAGGUCGCAAAAUCGACAACCGCAUUGGAGCAAGAAAUUUCGCUUCCCGAUCCUUCAGACUACUGUCUGGUGUCCGUCAAUGGCCAAAGAGAGAGAAGACUCAAAUCUGAAACAGCCCUUCUCAAAAUUCAGCCAACAUGGGCAAAAGGAAACUUCCUAGUUCGUCGGAAAGAUGACUUCCUUUCUAACAACGACUGUGGCAACGAGUCGUUGGUUUGA